AUGAAGGGUUUCACAGUGGUCUGCUGCGUGCUGGUGGCUGCUGCGGGCUUCAUGGCCGCGGGGCCAGCCGCCGCCGUGACCUGUGGGGAUGUGACAUCGAGCCUGGGCCAGUGCUUACCGUUCCUGCGGGGGCAGGUGGGGACACCGGCGGUGGGCUGCUGCGACGGCGUGCGCCGCCUGAGGGCGAUGCUGCCGGCCAUCGCCGAUCGGCGGGUGGCGUGCAACUGCAUGAAGCAGGCGGCGGCACACUUCCGGGACAUCAAGGGGAACGCCGUCAGCUCGCUCCCCGGCAUCUGCAGGGCCCCCCUCCCCUUUCCCAUCAAUCUCGCCGUGGACUGCGCAAGGUGA
Spirodela intermedia is the source of this 348-nucleotide messenger RNA. NCBI's taxonomy places the organism in Eukaryota, Viridiplantae, Streptophyta, Magnoliopsida, Alismatales, Araceae. The record is from the annotation of a GenBank genome assembly.